Messenger RNA from Acomys russatus (golden spiny mouse), 3328 nucleotides. RefSeq names its product inositol-trisphosphate 3-kinase B (gene Itpkb). Gene Ontology annotation, cellular component: cytoplasm; nucleus. Gene Ontology annotation, molecular function: inositol tetrakisphosphate kinase activity; inositol-1,4,5-trisphosphate 3-kinase activity. The record is from RefSeq and is a predicted model, not a curated record. The transcript is spliced from 8 exons. Gene Ontology annotation, biological process: inositol phosphate biosynthetic process. Lineage: Eukaryota; Metazoa; Chordata; Mammalia; Rodentia; Muridae. The coding region runs from base 491 to 3328 and encodes 945 amino acids.
UAAUCUUACAUUGAACAAACACUGAAGUAGCCGGGAGCAGACGCUGACAGCGGUAGUAUUUCCAACCAAGCAAGAAGCCGCACAGGGUCGGCCUGGUGUUGCCUCCUCCGGGAUCGCCUGGCCCCUGUGCCGGUACAUUCACUCUCUUUGCACCCCACCUUUUUUGUCUUCCAUAAGUUUUUGCGGAAAUCCUUUGGGAGCGGUUUUUGCUUUAAGCCACCUGGUCUGUACGAGCCCCGAAUCCCUGGGGCAUGCCGCCUGCAUAGGACCUGGGAGCCUGAGCAAUUGCAGCCGGGAGAUCGUUUAUGGAGCUUGGGGCGGGGGCCGAGCCCGUGAUCGCGCCCGGCGCCUGCCGCCCAGGCCAUGCUGCUCCACUGGCGCGCGGAGUCACGGCCGCCGGACCGCCGGGACUAAGCCGGGAGCCGCAGGAGGAAGAGGCACCGUUGGUGGAGCUGGACGGAAAGCCGCGGCGGCGGGCGGACUCAGUACUAUGGCUGUGUACUGCUAUGCCCUCAAUAGCCUGGUGAUCAUGAACAGCACCAACGAGCUGAAAAGUGGCGCCCCCCGGCCCAGCGGCAGCGAGACGCCUCAAUCCUCUGGGAGGGCCACCUUGAGCCCCGGCAGCGUCUUCAGCCCUGCGAGCGGCGCCUCCUUCCUCUUCCCCCCAGCAGAGUCUCUGUCGCUAGAGGAGCCCAGGAGUCCUGGGGGUUGGCGCAGCGGCCGGCGCAGGCUGAAUAGUAGCAGCGGCAGCGGCGGUGGCGGCAGCAGCUGCAGCAGCAGCAGCAGCAACAGCAGUGGCGUGGGCAGUCCCAGUUGGGCUGGCCGCCUGCGAGGGGACGCGCAGCAGGUGGUGGCGUCCCGUACCCUCUCCCCACCUGGGCCGGAGGAAGCCCAAAGGAAGCUGCGGAUUCUGCAGCGUGAAUUGCAGAAUGUGCAGGUGACCCAGAAAGUGGGCAUGUUCGAGGCGCAAAUCCAGGCGCAGAGUUCAGCCAUCCAAGCACCCCGAAGCCCGCGUUUGGCCAGGGCUCGUUCACCCUCCCCGUGUCCCUUCAGAAGCAGCAGCCAGCCCCCCGGAAGGGUUUUGGCCCAUUGCGCCCCAAGUGAGGAACGGAGGACAAAGUCCUGGGGAGAACAAUGUACAGAGACCCCAGACGCCAGUUCGGGGAGGAGAAGUAGACUCAGCACACACCCCUCAAAGGACAAGGAGGGAGUGGCCCCUCUUUUAGGCCCAGCCAGCCCGACCAGGUUAGGGAUUCAGAGUCCAUGUGCCUCAGUGAGGAUGGAGAGAGGUGGUACUCCGGCCAGUCCUCGCUGUGGCUCACCCACAGCCUUGGAAAUUGACAAGAGGCUUGCUCCCUCGCUGGAGGGCGUUGGAAGUAGCAUAGCAAUGGCCACUAAAGUGGCAGCUUCAGCAGCAUCCGCUGGACCACAUCCUGGACAUGAUUCUGCCCUCAGGGAGGCAGCCUGCGAACUGGGGGACCUGCGCACCUGGGAGGCCCAGAUAGAGAGACGAUGGCAAUUUCUGGGCAGGGAGACAGGCUCAGGCCCAGAGCCUGGCCGGACCCAGAAUCAAGAACCCUCUGGGAGGGUGGGAAGAGGAACUCAAUCUGUGGGUGGGCAGGGCUCCUGGACACCUGAAGUCAUCAAAAGGCCAGAAGAGAGUACUGUGAAUGCCCAAAACUCAGAGCCCUUGGAGGACCACAGACAGUCUAGAUUGCCUGGAGACCCCUGCUCCCGAGGUCCUGAGGAGGCAGGAAGUGGGAUCCCAGGGAUCCGAGGACCCCAGCAGACUCUGGACAUUGUGAGGGAAGGGUCUCCAGCACCGGGCUUGCUUGGGGGCAGCCAGGCGACACAGCCAAGGAUCAGGGAUGCGGAGACAGGAGUUGGUUGCGGCAGAAUGCUGGAACCUUUACCACCUGGGGAAGCGGCAACAGAUUUGAAAGAACCUCGGUGCCUCCCAGGGGACAGGAUGGGUAUGCAGCCUGCAAGCUCCAUGGUUUGGCCGAGUGCCAUGGAGGAAGCCCCCUUGAUCUGGACGUGUGACACGGGGGUACAGUUGAAGGGGACUUGGGAAGGCCAGAUGCAGGAUAGAGGCACUCGCCCUAGCUUCCAAGAGAUGCCCCCAGACCAGAAGGACAAGGCCUCCUUAAAAGAGGCUUGUGGCCCCAGCAGCACCCCCACCGUCCCUGCAGUCAUUAUCACAGACAUGGGUGCCCAGGAGGAUGGGGGCUUAGAGGAGAUCCAAGGAAGCCCUCGGGGUCCCCUGCCUCUGAGGAAGCUGUCGUCCUCCUCGGCCUCCUCCACUGGCUUCUCCUCUUCCUAUGAGGACUCAGAGGAGGACAUCUCCAGUGACCCUGAGCGUACCCUGGACCCCAACUCAGCCUUUUUGCAUACUCUGGACCAACAGAAGCCUCGAGUGAGCAAGUCAUGGAGGAAGAUAAAGAAUAUGGUGCACUGGUCCCCCUUUGUCAUGUCCUUCAAGAAGAAGUACCCCUGGAUCCAGCUGGCAGGACAUGCAGGGAGCUUCAAGGCAGCUGCCAACGGCCGCAUCCUAAAAAAGCAUUGCGAGUCUGAACAGCGCUGCCUGGACCGGCUGAUGUCCGAUGUGCUGAGACCCUUCGUGCCAGCCUACCAUGGGGAUGUGGUGAAGGACGGGGAGCGGUACAACCAGAUGGAUGACCUCCUGGCUGACUUCGAGUCGCCUUGCGUGAUGGACUGCAAGAUGGGCAUCAGGACUUACCUGGAGGAAGAACUCACCAAGGCCCGGAAGAAGCCUAGCCUGCGGAAGGACAUGUACCAGAAGAUGGUUGAGGUGGACCCUGAGGCCCCCACUGAGGAGGAGAAAGCCCAGCGAGCUGUGACCAAACCGCGUUACAUGCAGUGGCGGGAAACUAUCAGUUCCACAGCUACCCUGGGCUUCAGGAUAGAGGGCAUCAAGAAAGAAGACGGCUCUGUGAACCGUGACUUCAAGAAGACCAAAACAAGGGAGCAGGUCACUGAGGCCUUCAGAGAAUUCACUAAAGGAAACCAGAACAUCCUGAUCGCCUACCGGGACCGGCUGAAGGCCAUUCGAGAAACCCUGGAAGUCUCUCCUUUCUUCAAGUGCCAUGAGGUCAUUGGCAGCUCCCUCCUCUUCAUCCAUGACAAGAAAGAGCAAGCCAAAGUGUGGAUGAUUGACUUUGGGAAAACCACACCCCUGCCGGAAGGCCAGACCCUACAACACGAUGUCCCCUGGCAGGAGGGGAACCGGGAGGAUGGCUACCUCUCAGGGCUGAACAACCUCAUCGACAUCCUGACAGAAAUGUCCCAGGGCAGCCCACUCACCUGA